This is a messenger RNA of Trichomonas vaginalis G3, 633 nucleotides long. Its product is annotated as organellar and viral DNA polymerase type B. Gene Ontology annotation, molecular function: DNA binding; nucleotide binding; DNA-directed DNA polymerase activity. The record is from RefSeq and is a predicted model, not a curated record. The transcript has a single exon. Gene Ontology annotation, biological process: DNA replication. The annotation marks the transcript as partial. Lineage: Eukaryota; Parabasalia; Trichomonadida; Trichomonadidae.
AUGCAAAUAACUGGCUUAUAUAAAGGAAGGGCAAUUAUUAUAAAAGACUCUUACAGUGUUAUAAAUAAGAAACUUAAACUAUUUCCUGCUAUGUUUAACUUACAAACAGGACCGAAAGAAGUAUUUCCAUACAACUACUACAGCAGUGUUUUGUUAGCAAAUGACAACAGAACUGGUGUCAUUUCUGAAGCAUGUAAGUUUAUCCGGGAUGCAGAUACAUUCAUGAAAAACAUAGAUUCCAUCAAAGGUUGCAGAAUAGAUGAAAACCAUUUCGACUUAGAAAAGUAUAGCACAUUCUAUUGCAAACAAGAUGUAAGAAUUUUAAGAGAAGGUUUUGUUAAGUUCCGCAAUGACAUAUUAAAAGAAUUUGAUUUAAACGUUUAUGACUACGUUAGUAUUUGUUCAAUUGCUAACAAAUUAUUUGAGAACAGAGUGUACUUCCGAAUGGAAAUUUUAUAUGACCUCUCAAAUAAACCAAGAGAAUUUAUUUCGAGAUGCAUUCAAGGUGGAAGAUGUAUGCUGUCAGAUAACAUGAAACAAAAGAGCGAAAAGAAACUCAUUGCUGACUUCGACGCUGUUUCAUUAUAUCCAUCAGCAUAUUGCAAGAUUGUAUACUUUAGAAGGAAUUCCAAA